GUGAUUAUAUGGAAUUAUCAUAAAUCGAAUUUACUCCGUACGGGUCUCUUCCUCCCCCCCCUCUUUCCGAACUCAACUGGGCCCUUGGGACUUCAUCAACUCUUCAAUAUCGAUCGCGGGAUCGAAAUCUUACUUUAUUUAACUCUUUGCGCCGUGAUCCCGUUGAUCUGGGUAUUUUUCUUUUUCUUUUUCUUUUUACCCUUUUGUCGAUUAGACUACUAUUUUACUUCGCUCUCUCCCUCGUGCGUCUCAUACUUGGAUUGACAUUUGGCAUUCCCGUCUUUCCUCUCCCCUCUCGCUCUCCCCCCCCUCCUCCCACGCGAGGCCGAGCUUCGACCCAUUUUCACUUCCCCCUAUCCCUUGCGUUGCGAUUCUCUACGAUCGAUCUUGACGCGAAAAAAAAAGAGAGAGAGAGAGAGAGAGAGGGAAAGCCAAUCUAGCUUUCACGCUGUCAUAUUCCCUCGGCUCGCUUUUCUAUUAUUAACGACCGUGGUGCUGCUGCUCUCACUUCUUCACCCUCCCCCUCCCCCCAAGCUUCUCUCUCCGUCUCUCCGGGAAUGUGUCCGGGACUCAGACCAUAAAACAGAUCGUAUAUACUUUGUAUAUACCGUGAUUGGAGAUACUUUCGGCCGUGGACCACGACAAAAAAAGACCGAAACCUUACCAUUCUCCCGAUCGCAUCGGAGUUCAUUCGCGCUCUAGACGCCACCCAAUCUCUCGUCUCCAAAGAUCUUGGGUCGCCUUCGCUUGGACUGUGACGGCAUCGCAUCCCCGAGUUCGCCGCCACCCGGGGACCCUCUUUUUUUUCUUUCCCUUUCUCUCAUCUCUCAAACUGUGGAACGGUCUUCCUGGUGAACGUCGGUCGCACGAGAAACACGUCUCAUCCCGUUGAAUUCAUUCGGCCGGAUCCCGGAUUAUAUUUGGGGGUGGUCCCCAGAUCUUCUCUCUCCUCCACUUCCUCCGGGGUGAAUACCACUUGGAAACCCAUCGGAAUCGUUGAAAGCUCGGAAAUCUUGGAUACGCGAUCGGAUCGGUGCCCGCGCUACGAUCUCUGGUUUUGAAUGAGCUUGGGAACUCUCUCGUGACGGAUCUGCUUCCCCUCCCACCGUCUCCUCCCUUCCGUGUCAACAUCAUACCACCACUCUACUCUUCCUCCCCCUCAGAAACGUGAUGGGGUCUUUGGAAGCCGCGUCCAGGCACAGAGACCCUUUGCCCGCCAUCGGUUUCCUAGGCAAGGACGGUUCGGGGUAUAAUCCCAAACACCACAUCGCCGCUUCUCCCACCCCUCUCCUCAGUCCAAACAACAUGUACGCCGGACAACCACUCCCCUACUCCUACGCGCCCGCCACCAGCGCCCCGUCGCAACCGGGCUACAUCUCACCGCCAGAGUCGCGCCGAAUUCUCGAGGAUGAUAAAGAGAAACCCAGCGGUCGCCAGUCCCUACCCUCCAUCCAUGAGGCCCUGGGCAACGAUAAUCAUCUCCCAUACCCCGCGCCCACCUCCGCGCCACCACCACAACCCGGCCACACCGCACCUCCUCCCUCACAUCUCAUCGGCCGGUCCGGUGCCGAAGGACCUUCAGGACCCCCAAAUCCUUUCUCCAAUGGCCCCGCCACGGGCUCGCUAAUGCGUGAACCGGGCUACCCUGCACACCCGAAUCAGCUCCAGGCCGAUGCCUCGCGCACCAGCCUAGCCACCAUCAACACGCAAGAGUCCCGCAACACGUCGCUGCACUCGCUCAGCACGGGGAAGUCGCCGACACAGAGCGCAAAGACUGGUAUCACCUCGGUUUCUGGUUCGCAAAAUUCUUCCGCCUACGAUUACAGCGCGCCGCCUUCUGCGGGCAGCGUCGCCUCGCCCAAUGGAUACAACCAUUUUACUCCCAACUACUCGUUUCCCCCACAACAACAUCAGCAACAGCCUCCGCCGCCGAACGGCCCGUCAUACCCUCCGGCGCAUUACGACAACCGUACAGCAUACAUGGGCGCGCCGCGGGUGGAAGAGGUCAAGGGUGGAUAUGUGGGCCGUCCAAUGCCGGGACAACCUCAUUCCGACUCGGUAAAGCGACAUCUAGACGUUUAUGAUGUGGAGACGUCAUUGAACGAGAUCUCCGAGCUUAGCACGAGAACGCUGGACUUUUCAAGGCACUAUGCUGCUUUGGCACACCAGACGCAACGGUCUGGACCCGUUCUGGGGUCUCUACCCACGUUGAACGAAGUGGAGGACAUGCUCCACCUCCAGCGCCGAAACCAAGAUGCUUUGAUCCGGAUACGAACGGCCGUGGUGAACCAAGAACAGGCACUAGCGGAGCAAAUGGCGCAGCGAAAGGCGUUCAAGCCCGGGGAAGACGAGCACAUGGCCAUGUACCAAGAGGAGUUCAAGGGUGCCGGUGGAUUUGCCGGGGCGGACUCGAAGAAACGGCGUGGAAAGGCGGCCCCUCCUGGUCGUUGCCACAGCUGUAACCGAGCCGAAACUCCAGAAUGGCGUCGGGGUCCAGAUGGUGCCCGAACGCUGUGUAACGCAUGCGGGCUGCACUAUGCCAAGUUGACACGCAAGAUGGGCGCUAACAAAGCGGCAACCCUGGGAUCGAACCUGAAGCCCAAGACGGUUCUCGACUCCGCAUCGCCAACCAGUCAUUAAGCUUGCUUUUUUUCUCAUGUGGCGUUGGAAAAAGGGUGGACAUAGAAAUGGGGCGGCAAAAAGGAGUUCAGUGUGACCGAUUUAUCCUUGUUUUAUUUUUUUGAUUUUUUUCCCCUUCCUUCCCCUUCUGCUUAUUCUCGAUUCUUUUCCUCCUAUCUCUUCCCUGCCCUAUUUUCCUAAUCUGUUUUGUUAUUAUCGGGGAUCUGAUGAGUGCGAGCUUUGCUCCCCUCCCCUUGACGGCAUACUUUUGUUGUUUUGAAUCGUUUGUGUUUGGUUUCCCAUUGGGAUGGGAGUAUCGUCCUUCCUGAUCGGUCACCGCUAUAUAAUACCCUCGCAGCGUUGGGAGCCCGGCUUCAAAGCAUAGACAUUCUUUUGAUAUCGGAGUCUUGAGGUUUUUCAUUUUCCUGUCAAGACUGUUUGCUCUGUCCUUAUCCCCCCCACUAAUGGCUCUCUUUUUGGUUUCCUGGUUUCUUAUUCUGAUUCCGAUUUUGGGUUCUGCUUCUGGAUUAUACCCUGCAUUGACCUACCGUGUCCAACGAGCCUUACUUCCUGUCUCUUCUUUACCCUUGUGUCUCUGUCUUCCUACGUGUCUCUGAGUACGUUAGCUCCUCCCCUUCUGCCCUCUGAUGUGUGUACGAUCUUGGUUGCUUAGCAUCUCUACGGACUCUUUUGGAUGAAACUUGCUUUUUUAUUACUUGAUUCUGAUCAAUGAUCGCCCACCGGCACUUAUCCGGCCUUGUAAUUGUCUUUUUUUAUG
Molecule: messenger RNA, 3397 nt
Organism: Penicillium brasilianum
Lineage: Eukaryota; Fungi; Ascomycota; Eurotiomycetes; Eurotiales; Aspergillaceae
Source: the annotation of a GenBank genome assembly